UUCAAUCGCAUGCGCGUGUAUAAAAAUGUUCGCAUUUUGUUUUGAUACGCCGUUUCUCAAUUUUUAUAAGCUUUAACUUAUGAUCCACAUUGUUGACAAGAAUGUUUCGGGGAUCAAAAGCCGAAGUUUGUGUAAUCGGUGCCGGAGUUGUGGGUUUAUCGUCGGCUUUGAAUAUCUUGCAAACAAUCCCGUCGGUUAGAGUUACUAUUGUUGCUGAUAAAUUUCUGGAUAAAACUCUUAGUUUUGGAGCCGGUGGUUUUUUCCGUCCUGAAAUCAAUAUUGGCCGUGAUCGACAAUCGAUUGAGCAAUGGGCUAAUGAUAGUUAUCAGCAUUAUUCAUUCCUUGCUUCUAAUGAACCAGAAUCUGGCAAUAGUUUUAUUUCGGGUUAUCAACUCAGUACUUAUUCCGCUGAAAGUAUGCAAAAUGAAUUGGUGGCCAAAUUAACCAAUUCAGUGAAAGUAAUGUCAGAUGAUGAACGGUGGAGACUUUUUCCUGAACAAUUCAAAUACGGUAUAACUUGGACAAGUAUCAUUACUGAUCCUCGACAUUAUUUGCCUUAUAUGCAACGGAAAAUUGAAACUUCAGGUGGUACUUUUGUAGAACGCCAUAUCGAUUCGUUUGAUGAAUUAUCCGACUAUGAUGUGAUUGUGAAUUGUACCGGAUUACAAGCGGCAAAACUUGCCAAUGAUUUUCGUUUGAUUCCAGUUAGAGGCCAGGCAUUCAAGGUAAUUGCACCAUGGAUUAAACAUUUUUACUUUGCCGAUGGUGCUUAUGUGCUUCCCGGACGAGAUUACGUUACCGUAGGUGGAAUCAAAGAAUUCGGAUCAAGCAACAUGGCUAUAAGUAAAUUAGAUAGUUUUUCCAUUUGGAAACGAUGCACGGAAAUGGUACCUAGCCUACAAAAAGCUGAAAUCGCAUUCGAAUGGGUCGGAUUACGGCCACAUCGCCAACCAGUAAGAGUUGAACAUGAAUAUCAUCUAUUACCCAAUGGAAUCGGCAACGAUAUUGUUCAUAAUUAUGGUCAUGGGGCUCAUGGUAUCACAUUAUCAUGGGGAACAGCUAUAGAGGCUACUCGUCUAGUAUUCGAAUCGCUUAAUCAUAAAUCGAAAUUGAAAUCAAAAUUAUAGAGUCAUCUUAUCGUAUGUUAUCACAUUUUCUAUUUUUGAUAAUAAAUACAAAAAUGACUGCAGCAAUGUUAAA
Messenger RNA from Dermatophagoides farinae (American house dust mite), 1200 nucleotides. Its product is annotated as D-aspartate oxidase. The record is from RefSeq and is a predicted model, not a curated record. Gene Ontology annotation, molecular function: D-amino-acid oxidase activity; FAD binding. Lineage: Eukaryota; Metazoa; Arthropoda; Arachnida; Sarcoptiformes; Pyroglyphidae. Gene Ontology annotation, cellular component: cytoplasm. Gene Ontology annotation, biological process: D-amino acid catabolic process.